Molecule: messenger RNA, 922 nt
Organism: Cimex lectularius (bed bug)
Lineage: Eukaryota; Metazoa; Arthropoda; Insecta; Hemiptera; Cimicidae
Exons: 4
Coding region: 43-675 (210 amino acids)
Source: RefSeq, a predicted model, not a curated record
GUGAGCCGCCGCCAGUUAUGUGUUUAUAGUGGUCGGAACAACAUGUCUCCCAUCAGCGUUGUCGUACUUGGGUUGGUUUUAUGCUGCGGCUUCUCUGCGGCUGAACCGCCGAAAGAACCGGCGAUUGUGAUCCUGGAUUCAGUCGGGCAGAUAUGGGAGACCCUAGGCCAGGCGAAAAUCACAGAGGUCGCACAGACCGGGAUCAACGGGGAGACAGGGAGAGGGAAGAAAACGAUGCAGCUCGCCAUCCCUUUAAUAGUCGGUUUCAAAAUCGCUGGCGCCAUCAUCGCUGCCCUGGGAGCACUUAAAGUCCUCGUAAUCAAGUCCGUAGUUCUGAGCGGUUUUGCCGUAGUCACCUCGCUCAUCCUGGCCGGAAAGUACAUUUACGACAAAAUGAAGCACAAACAGGAACACGUUGAGGCGACCCCUUACUACUAUCCACAAGCUCACGUCAUGGCUCAGCAAUUUGCCUGGGAUGGGAUGUACGACGUGCAGGCAGGAACUUCAGACGUUGCCACGGAUCUGAACGGCCAUUACUCUCAACCUCUAGUUGCAUCGAUUACGGACAACCACACGGCUUACAAUUACAUACCGACCGCUGAGAGAAAAUCCUCUAGGCCCAAGUACAGAACGACAGUAUACAGAACAACAGUGAAACAGAUCGACAAGAAAUAAAAAAAUUCUAAAUAUAAUGGACUACCUCAAUUAGGACAACCAGGAUCUACCUAUGGUAGAAAACAAACGGCAACAAUUGUUUUUUAAUAUUAAUUUAAUGCCGAUUUGUCGCCGUGAUUUUUAUUUCUGUAAAAAUUCUACAUUUUCCGGACGGGCAUACUAGCUAGUACAAACCAAAUUGUUUAUUAUUCUCCUCAUUAUUGUACAAAAUCGUAGUUUACAAACAAUAUUUAUGAUGAAUGAUAGU